AAAAUAUCCCUCAUUCUUUCUCUCUCUCUCUCUCUCUCUCUUUCUUGGUCUUGUCAAAACCUUUUUUUUUGUUUCUUUCUUUCUUUUUUGAGCAAAUAGAGAAAGGAAAAAUAUUCUCCAGUCUAUAUCUGUUAUCAAUUUCAGUUACUAUCCUCCAGUUUUUAUCCAUUCACUCCAUUCCAUUCCAUUUCAUUUCUCAUCUCAUUCUUCUUCUUCUUCUUCUUCUUCUUUUCCUUCUCCUUCUCCUCCCUCCUUGUCUUGGGAAAUACCAAUAUUAAGAAAUAAAGUGUCCCCACUAGCAUUCUAUCGACAUUCACAUUCACAUUCACACAUUUAGAUAUGAACGCGUCGUCCUCGGCACAACAGGAGCCCCGUUUAUCUGCCCUGACUUCUCCCAAUGAUUCAGCAAACCCACGCCCGUCCUUCGCAGGAUCCGGCUUCUUUGCCGUAGCCCAGGACCCUUCCAGACAUCUUGCUCAACAACUCCCAAUGGAGACCCCCUUUUUCACCCCCCAGGCCACUUGGACCGAAUCCUCUCGUUCAGAUUACUUUUCUGCCUCAACUACCACCGGUCCAAUGACGUCAAUAUCCCACCUCUCCAGUCCCCACCAUCCCUCUCAAGCCAACCUAUUCACCUCCGGUUUCUCUGUGCCCGCUCAGACCCCUGCUGCCAUCGAAAUCUCUAGCUUCUCCGCCUCCUCCCCCUCCUACUUUCCGGAUUCCAUCAGUGUUUCAGAUCAGGAUUCCCAAGGCUUUCAGUUACCACCAUCCUCUCUGCCCCAAGGUCCUCACCAUCGCCCCACCGGAUCUUCAUGGGAGCCAUUUCAUUCUUCCAGAGUCAUCGAUCGCAAUGGUUCUUCAUCAACCAUACCCAUCCAAAGAUCCAACCUAUCCCUCUCCAUGCCUCUUUCCUCCCUGAUGUCUCCACCCAGUUCCCUCGCCUCUCCCUCUCGUCUCUCCAUGUCCUCUUUAUCACAAUCCCAUCACAGCCCUGCUCCUGCCGCCCCUCCUGCAGAUCUAAACAUCCAGGAGAACAGUCCCAGCACGGUCUCCACUUUGCUCCAACAGGUUUUACAAAAUCAGGACAAACAUUCCAUCAUGCUCUUGGACAUGAGACCCUCAGUGUCCUAUGCAUCAUCAUCGAUCAAGACUGCCGUCAAUGUUUGUAUCCCCAACAUGUUGUUGAAACGACCCAUGUAUUCACUCCAAAUGAUUACAGAGCAAUUGACAACCGAGCAGGACAUUGAAACUUUCUCAAAAUGGAAACAAUUUUCAAACAUCGUCUUCUUUGAUGCCUCCGGUGCCCCUCCCGUCGUUGGUUCUCCCACAUACUUUAUGGUUCAAAAGUUUCGAAAAGAGGGCUGCAAUGCAACAUUAGGUUAUCUCCAAGGUGGAUUUAACCUCUUCCAAUCACAGUACGACAAUCUAUGCCGGACAGACGAAAAGCCCCCUUCAGGAGACUCACCAGGCAAGAUGUCUUUGAGCGGCAAUGGCCCUGUCUUGACAACUGCAACCAAUUCUACAACUGUUUCACCACAACGUCAACGUCUCCAUCUCGGACCACUCCCUUCAUUGAUGACCCAGCCCCCGGGUGGACCGCUUGGAUGUCAAACCCCAAUGAUCGAAAACCCUAAUGUGAACCCACUGUUUGAGAGCGUGCGUCAGGCCAUGGGAUUGAGCACCAACAUCACAGAGGAAAUCCCUGUGCGUUUGCCCAUGGGCUUCACAGUCGAUACAAUGAAGGAAUAUUUGCCACAAUGGUUAUUGUCUGCUAUCGCUGAAGAUUCUGGCAAAUCUAGACUAGCUGAGUACUUUCAAAAAGUGGAAAUCAAUGAGAACAAACGAUUGGCUUUGUUGAUGUUACCCCAGAACAUGCGAUCUGGUAGAGUCACUCAUUUCAGUAUAGGGGCAGGAAUCGAACAAGGACUCAAGAAUCGGUACAAUAACAUUUGGCCAUAUGAUCAUACUCGUGUCAAAAUUUCAGAGGUGGAUAGCGGCCAUGAUGACUAUAUCAACGCCUCGUUCUUGACGCCCAUGUUGAGCAAGAAGACCUAUAUCGCUACUCAGGGACCCUUACCAUCCACAUUCCAGGACUUUUGGAAGGCAACGUGGGAACAAAACUCACGUGUGGUCGUCAUGUUGACACGCGAGCAAGAGAUGGGCAGAAUCAAGUGCCAUGAAUACUGGCCUACGGCUCAACAGCCGAUCAUGAAUGUUGGGGUCAUGCGUGUUACAUUCGUGACAGAGUUCUUGCCCGAUCCGACCAUCGGCACCAUCUUGAUCAGACAACUCAAACUGCGACACAUGAACGCACCCGAGGAUCAGGAAAGGUCGAUCACUCAAAUCCAGUAUACUGGCUGGCCAGAUUUUGGCGUUCCAGAGACCCCUCUAGAGGUAUUGAAGGUGAUUCAGCUAGCGAACGAGUACAACACACCAGUAUCAUCGGCUGGACCCAUGGUCGUGCACUGUUCCGCAGGAUGUGGACGAACAGGCGCAUUCUGUGUGAUCGAUUCUAUUUUGACAGAACUGCAGGAGCAUCCAGAGGCGGUGAUGAACUCGGGAUCAGGAUCAGGAUCAGAUCCCUCCAGGCCAAAGCUAUCCCUCUCAUCCAAACCCUCGCUCGAAUUUUCGAGAUCGGGCAAUGAUCGUGUGAUCAACACAAUGGGGAACAAUACCGGUCCCAGUAGCAAUCUCAGUAGACCCCCUCUUCAUCUAGGAUCGUUAUCAGCAUCGUCGUCCUCCGCAGCAUCAGAUGAAAUGUUGACGGAUAUUGUAUAUUCAAGCGUGAGCACGUUCAGGGAGCAGCGUAUUUCAAUGGUACAGACACUAAGACAAUACGUAUUCUGUUACGAAGCCAUUUACUGGCACAUGGCCAAGGAGUUUGCAAAGGAGCGACCUGCAUUGGGACUGAUGGUUGUGCCACCACCCUCCAUGGCAGUUCACACACCAUUGUUGCCUAUGCCUCCUCAAGGUACCAAUGGCAUGACCUCCAAUCCAGCUCUAUCCAUGGGUAACGCUCCAAUUACGACAACCACGGAAGAGUUUUCGUUCUUUGGAUAAUGAUGAAGAUGAAGAUGAAGAUGAAGAUGAUGAUGAGGAUGAUGAUGAGGAUGAUGGCGAAG
This is a messenger RNA of Lobosporangium transversale, 3122 nucleotides long. RefSeq lists its product as hypothetical. NCBI's taxonomy places the organism in Eukaryota, Fungi, Mortierellomycota, Mortierellomycetes, Mortierellales, Mortierellaceae. The transcript has 3 exons. The record is from RefSeq and is a predicted model, not a curated record. Bases 340 to 3060 code for a protein of 906 amino acids. Gene Ontology annotation, biological process: protein dephosphorylation. Gene Ontology annotation, molecular function: protein tyrosine phosphatase activity.